This is a messenger RNA of Candoia aspera, 1672 nucleotides long. RefSeq names its product interleukin 10 receptor subunit alpha (gene IL10RA). Gene Ontology annotation, cellular component: plasma membrane. The record is from RefSeq and is a predicted model, not a curated record. NCBI's taxonomy places the organism in Eukaryota, Metazoa, Chordata, Lepidosauria, Squamata, Candoiidae. The transcript is spliced from 7 exons. The coding region runs from base 53 to 1672 and encodes 539 amino acids. Gene Ontology annotation, molecular function: cytokine receptor activity; protein binding. Gene Ontology annotation, biological process: cytokine-mediated signaling pathway.
UAAACGCCUCGACUAGACGGACGAAUGGAGCGGUCGCGACGCGGUGGCUGAGAUGUUGGUGCCCGCGCUGCUGCUGCUGCCUCUCCUGCUGCACUGCCUUCGGGGCCACGGGGGAGAGCGGAUUCCCGCCCCGCCCGUGGAUGUGCACUUCCAGGCCCAUAUCUUCCACCACCAGCUUCUCUGGGAGCCGGGCGCCCAAGGCAGCCCGGACGGCGGGAUCCUGUACGAGGUGCAGUACCGGCGGGUCGGCAACGGCAGCUGGAGGGCCGCCGCCAACUGUACCCGGAUCGCGCUCCACUCCUGCGACCUCACCUAUGAGACUCGGCAGCCCGCGGCCCACUACUUGGCCCGGGUGCGCGCCGUAGCCGGGAACCGCACCUCCGCCUGGAGAUUGACGCGCCGCUUUGCGCCUAAAGAAGCAACUCUGUGGGUCUCCAAGGUGACCCUCUCCAGGAGCGGCAACCGGCUCCAUGUCUCUUUGCAGCUUCCCACCAGCCACUGGGCCAACCUCACUUAUGAAGAGAGCUACCAGGUGUGGGGGGAGUACCACGCCCAUGUCCGGAGAGUGUCUGACAAUGCCCAGUUUGUGCAUGUCCACAGCAGCCUGGAGUUUGACCUCCCCCCACUGCUGUGGGGGGAGCAGUACUGCAUCCGUGUACAGCCUCGUGUGGCUUCCAGGCCAAACCCUGCUGACUGGACGGAGGAGCAGUGUGUCUCAAUACCCCCCCUGGAAGGCCACACAGAAGGUCCUGUCCUCACCCCAAGUUUGGCCCUCCUGAGUCUUUUAAGUCUUGGAAUGCUGGGUGCAGGGCUGGGCUUGGCCUCUGCCUACAAGAAGAAGCCCACAAAGAUGCCUUCAGUCCUGAAAUCUCCUCUUCAGCACAGCCUCUGCUGGGGGCUGAUGGAGGAAAGCCAAGGCCGAGUCCUGCACAUGGAGACCGAAUCCAUCCAGCAGCUGUUCUUCCUGGGUCCACAGAAUCAGGCACACUUAGAGAGGAGCAGCAGCAGCAGCAGCCACCACAGUGGUGCAGAGCUUCCAGAGAAGAAUUGCCAGAUGGAAGAUGGCACAGGGCUCCAGGAAGGCAGUGGUUGUAGUGCAGACAGUGGCAUCUGCCUGCAGGAACCCUCUGGCAGCCUGAGCACUCUGCAGUUCGGUGGCACAGGGUCAUCCCCGGACAUUGAUCAAAAAAAGGGCAUACAGGAAGAUGCAGGUAGCUUUUGGAGGGAGGAACAACUGCUGCUGGGAGAGGGGUCACCCUCCAAGGACCUGACCCAGAUGCAUUUUUCUGGGUACAAGAAACAGUCAGGGGCUCAUUUGGAUCCUGAGGGUUGUCUGAGGCCUGCCUCCAGUGUGGACAGGGACAGCCUUUCUCAGCCCAGUUUGACAACUGGCUAUUUGAAGCAGACCUUGCUUGGAGCCCCUUCUGGCUUGAAGGUGAGAGCUCUCACAAACUUUCUUCAUAGAAUGGACCAGGAGAAAGAACAGUUCCCGAACAGCAUGUCCCCAGAUGUCUUGGGACCGUGGGAGUUGCCCUGUACAUCGCCACAGGCCCUCUUGGCAUUGGGCUUCUCUGAACAAGAGCAGGCAACACCUCCACUGCCACUCUCCCUCCAGCGGCAUUUGAGCCGGGAUCCUGUUCUCCUGAGCUUUCCUUCACAGUGCUGGGUAUAA